UGGAUUUAUACUCCUCAAAGCAUGCCAUCAGAUAACACUUAAAUUCACAGAGAUUAGAAGAAAUGGGAUGAAUAAUUGGAAAUGGAAUUGUGUAGGGUUGGAAGGUUCAGAAUACCAUUGGAUGGGAGUGGACAUGGGAAGCUGGAGGCAGCAUUGGACCCAGAUGAACAUGGCAGAGGAAUGGACAUGUGCAGCUUCAACCCUGCUUACUUAGGCAAGAAAUAUAGAUAUGCUUAUGCUUGUGGAGCCAAAAGACCCUGCAAUUUCCCCAACACACUCACUAAGAUUGAUUUGGUGAAGAAGAAGGCCAAGAAUUGGUAUGAAAGCGGUGCUAUUCCUUCCGAGCCCUUCUUCGUGGCUCGACCUGGUGCAACCGAAGAGGACGACGGAGUGGUGAUCUCUAUGGUCAGUGGGAAAAAUGGAGAAGGGUAUGCUUUGCUACUAGAUGGAUCCACAUUUGAAGAGAUAGCCAGAGCAAAAUUUCCCUAUGGUCUUCCUUAUGGGCUACAUGGUUGCUGGAUUCCCAAGAAUUAGUAUCAUUUCAAUACCAAACUAUAGCUUGUUCAAUUAAUCAAUAUCAGAAAACAC
This is a messenger RNA of Cucurbita pepo subsp. pepo (vegetable marrow), 588 nucleotides long. Lineage: Eukaryota; Viridiplantae; Streptophyta; Magnoliopsida; Cucurbitales; Cucurbitaceae. The record is from RefSeq and is a predicted model, not a curated record.